AUUGAAAAAUGCGUCUGUGCAUGGUGCUCACAUAUAUAACUUCGCCCAGUCCCACUCUUGAAGGCUUGGAGCUCCAGAUACAACAGCGAGUGGCAACCUGCGGGUCGCGCCAGCCAACAUCGUCAGAGCCUUUCAUGCGAUGGUAUAUUCUUUUGGCCAAACACGAGCUGCGGCGUAUUUGAGCAGCGUGGAUGCCGAAAUAACUGGACAGCGACUCGAACAACCUGCUGGAUGGCUCUUGUCGUUGGCCCUCCUCAUAUUCAGCAUCACAUUGUCCUCGGCCAUCAUGUGCGAGCGGAUACCAUCCAGCAAAGAACAGCGCUUCGCUAUGACUCCGGUAGAUGUGGCGGUCUUGGCUAUCUCAUCCCUCACAUGGACUUACGCAGCAUAUCAAAGCGUUUACCGUCUUCUCUUCGCUCUACCGUUGUUGGAUAUGCGAGUUCUUUGCUUGAUCAAGGCAUUCAUCUCCAACUCGAUCACGGUCAUGUCCUUGUAUGUCUUUCUGUUCAUCACUCUGGAGACUGCUAGGCAAAUCAACUAUCCUGGCGUCAAACGAAUGAAGUGCGGGGAGUACCAGUGUGGCCUCGCGGCCAUGCUCCUUCUAUUCCCCCUUGUGCCAAUGUGCUUUUAUCGUGUGAGCAGUACACCGCGAGGCACCACUUGUGUGAUCGGGAUGCCAAGAGACAUCACAGUGCCAUGGAUGGUAGCAAUCGCCCUUCACAACGCCUAUGCUGCUCUUCGCAUCUGUCUGCCUCUUCUGACCAUCGACAAUCAACGCCUCAGAGCAUGGGCUAUUAGCUCGGCCAUUGCUGUGGUACUCUGCAUCUGUGGCUGUAGUGUUGUUUUCACUCUUAUUAUGGUCUGCAACGAGUACUUUUACUACACCCACAUUCUAUGCCUCAUGCAAUCGGGAUUGACGUUGAUGUCUAGUGCGGCUUAUAUCAUGACCUGGCGGCCGGCCUAUAAAGUCAGCACCAGAGAAUGCGCGGCGACGCUGAAGAGCAUUUCAGAGUUCCUAUUACCAUCAGAGUCAGUGACCUUGACUAGCACUGGAAAUCCGCCGAAAUGCGAUUCGGUUUGUUGUAUGAGCCAAGACAAGCCCAGAUCAAUGCUUGACGAGUUGCAUGGCAAUGGUCAUGGCUCAUCAGAGCUCAAUGUUGACAUCAGUCCUUCAGCUGCCUCCCAUUUCAAGCGUUGGAUGGUCAAACAAGAUACCGAAUACGAUACUUUACCACCCUCACCAACAAUAAGCUGGUCAUCUGCUGCGGCUCCCAGAUUGGAUUCGACACCUUCUUUCAUGCGUCGCAAUUCCUCUUCUAGUCUUCCGGAAGUCGAACCACUUCAGUCAUCUCUCUUGUAUUGGAAGAGCUCGUCGCGGCGUCGGUCUUUAGCUGCGAAGGUCGACGAUCUGGAAGACGAACGACGACGAGUUGCAUCGACUGUUGCAUCCCUCGAGGUCGACGAUUUACAUGCUCAGGAGCAGAAUGACCUGUGGAGCAAUUGGCCGCCAGUCGUCGUUGGCUUGGGACCAGAUCGAGACUUUGACGAUCAAGCAGGCAGCUACAACGUUCAAUUCCAGGAAAGAAGCAUUGAAUUCCGUCAGAUGCAAGGCUCGCCAUCUCCAGCAAAGCGCGCUGCGUUCUUGUCAGCACCUGCAGUCCGUGGACGUACUGCUCUGCGCGCAUCGCCUUUGGCCUAAGGCAUAUCGGACUUGGAGAGCGUGUUCAUUUCAGUGUGAGCACCAGAGGUCGAUGCACAUAGCUGAGAAACGCACGCAUGCCCAGAUCUUUCGACGGACUGCUGCAAUCGAACAAUGACGGCAGCUUCAAGGUACCUAGUUACCACGAAGUAAUAGCUAUAGGCGCCAUGAGGCUCGUGCGUCGUUUUAUUUACAAGUAUGUUAAGAAUUAGAGCCAUUGCUAUGUUCCUAUCCGAUUGCAU
This is a messenger RNA of Protomyces lactucae-debilis, 1941 nucleotides long. RefSeq lists its product as uncharacterized. The transcript has 2 exons. The record is from RefSeq and is a predicted model, not a curated record. Bases 140 to 1699 code for a protein of 519 amino acids. Lineage: Eukaryota; Fungi; Ascomycota; Taphrinomycetes; Taphrinales; Protomycetaceae.